GCUGCUGGGAGGAGUAGUGCGGAGGGAAGGGGUGGUCUCGGCUCCGCUCAGUCACUUAGUCGCGGCUCCUCCUGCUGAUCCCUCGGAGUCUAUAAGAAGAGAAGAUCAGAAAGAAGCAAAACUCCAACCAAAACUACACGAACGAGAUGAUCAGCGCCAGAGCCGCAGCAAAAUGCUGGAUGGACAGGUCUUCCUGGGAUGGCUGUCACUUGUAGUUCUCCUCUCCAGCGGGACAGCGGCUGCUUACUUCGGAAAUCCAGCCCCUAAGCCCCUACGUGUCCACCCAAGAUUGUCUCCAUCGGGGCAGAAAAUUGGGCAGAGUCUGCACCCAUUCCAGUCUGCGGAGGGAACGCCGCGCCAUGGACGAUACAGCCGACCGCUAACCGGGAACGAGCCAUUGACAAUUCUUCCUCUGACCUCAGAAACGGAGGGAGCUGCAGAAAAAGCCCAUUACAAGAUCUGUGACCGCCUGAAGCUCGAGAAGAAGCAGCGCCGAAUGUGUCGGCGAGACCCCGGUGUGGCGGAGACCCUCAUGGAGGCCAUCAGUAUGAGCGCCCAGGAAUGCGAGUAUCAAUUCCAUUUUGAACGCUGGAACUGUACCCUAGAGGGGCGAUACCGGGCCAGUUUACUGAAACAAGGAUUUAAGGAGACCGCCUUCCUUUACGCCAUUUCUUCCGCUGGACUCACCCACGCCAUGGCGAAAGCAUGCAGUGCUGGGCGCAUGGAGCGAUGCACGUGUGACGAGGCCCCGGACCUGGAGAACAGGGAGGCGUGGCAGUGGGGCGGCUGCGGGGACAACCUGAAAUACAGCAACAAAUUUGUCAAGGAAUUUCUGGGCAAAAAAUCAGACAGAGACCUACGGGCGCGAAUGGACUUACACAACACGAAUGUGGGGAUCAAGGUCAUAAAAGCCGGAGUGAAGACCACGUGUAAAUGUCACGGAGUGUCUGGAUCCUGCACAGUCCGCACUUGUUGGAGACAACUCUCUCCUUUUCAUGAAAUCGGAAAACAGCUGAAACAAAAAUACGAGACUUCUCUCAAAGUGGGGAGCACCACCAACGAAGCUACGGGGGAAGGGGACAUUUCUCCAGCCAAAAAACCUGUAUCCGGUCACACCGACCACAUCCCAAGGACUACAGACCUCAUUUACAUUGACGAUUCACCCAACUUUUGCCUAAUGAGCAGAUAUUCUCCCGGAACCUUCGGGAGGAGAUGUUACAAAGACAAAAACUGUGAAAGUAUUUGCUGCGGCCGUGGACAUAAUACCCAAAGUAAGGUGGUGACCAGGCCUUGCCAGUGUCAGGUGCGCUGGUGCUGCUAUGUGGAGUGCAAACAGUGUACUCAGAGAGAGGAGGUGUACACCUGCAAAGACUAGCUGGCCCCAGUUGGCCAUCGAUAUUCCACGACAUUAUCAUGACAUAUGGAAGCAAACAGGGUUUGAGUGACGUUCUUAUUGGAUGGAGAGCUCUAUGUGACAUAAGCACUUUGUAGGGUUCACCGUGACCCAACUGUGUUGUUGAUGUUCUGGGUUUGUGAAGGGUGAAGAGUCAUGGAUCAUGGCAGAGCACUUGGGUAGCUAGAGGACAUUCCAAUGCCAUCGGUUCACACAGCCCUCAUCUCCUGAUACUCUCGGUUCUCUCCAACCUCCGUAAACACUUAGGCUUUAGGAUGCCCAUUUGGUGACCCUGGAUCCUCGACCGGAGACAACUCCAUGAAUUCAGAUGAUUGAGAAGGGAACAAUUCUGUCAUGCAGUUUAGCUUGUGAUGUUUGUUGUUCUUUGCUUCUGUCCUCCCUAAAGAUGUAAGUCGCUGGUGUCCUCACGGUUCCGCCGUAGGACACUUGGGUCUUAGUCAACGCGAAACCCCAAAUAUCAACUCUGAUCUAGAACCAACGCUGCAAAAUGGAACUGAUGCUAGAAUGAGAUCGGUUCCAUCACUGAUGAGUGAAGAUCUAGUUAGAUCGAGUAAUAGGUUGUCUUUAGACUACGGCAUCGGCAAAACCCACGAUGCCUUUUUUUAGCACUAUCACUGUCUUAAAAACCACUAGAAGUUUAUUUUUCAUUGUAUAAAUAUAUAAAUAUAUAGACUUAUAUUUUGCUUUUUUUCCUUGAUUAAACUAACCCUGUGGAGGUUACCUGAAGAGUUGGGAAAAUACCUACCCCCACCCCUGAUCCAGAUUACAUUGUAAUAUUGGUUUAAUCCGGAGAGUCACUUAGUCUCCCUCUUCUUAUGACUUCAUUCCACUUACUGUAAUACUCAGAGCAAUAAAACCUUAGAUACUGUAUAAUGCUCUAAAACCACUAUAUUAAGGACUAUGGGGCACUCGUUGGAUGUGCCAGCUACACAAAUCUCGGAGUACCGUUUGCCAAACCACACAAGACAGGAACGCUCCCCGCACCUCUGCUAAGCUGUGAAGUAGACAGAUCUUUUCUAUUAAAGAGACCAGCUUAAUGAAUGUUGCCUGGAAAUCUCUUCUGUAUGAAUGACAAAGCUCCUCGGGUAGAUCCUAAAUAUAGACUCAGUGCAGGACAAUCCUCUGUGGUGUCAUUUAGGGGUCCAACUUCCCCAUCGGUGGGGCCUCACAAGUCUUCGUUCUGCCAACAAAACAUUUUAGUAGUAAAUAAUGAAAAAUGAGACAAUGCCAGAGAAUAGCAUCACCAACCAUUCAUGAGACGGACAGACUUUAGGUUGUUCGUUUUUAACUCAUUCAUUGCCAUCAUAUUAUCCAAUAGCUCACCAUUGGCUAUGUUACUUAAGGUGCCCAUACACAUUAGAAUAAAGUUGUCUUGAUUCUCCCGUGACAUCUGCCAUUAGAUUUCAUUAUACCCCACUGGAGAUAAACCACUGCCAGAUGAGCUAAAGGAAACAGAGGAGUCUUCUGAGGGUCAGAGGAUUCUACCAUGGAAGCAAAAGGAGUCUACUGAGGGGUCAGAAGAAUAUACUGAGGGUCAGAGGAUUCUACUAAGGGGGAAAAGUAGUCUGUUGAGGGACAGAAGAGUCUACUUAGGAGAGAGAGAUUUCUACCAAGGGGGCAAAGAAUUCUAUUGAGAGGGCGGAAGAGUUGGAAGGGGACAGAGGAUUCUGCUAGGAGGACUGCAGGGAAUAGAAUUUGUCCAAGGUACAGAUGUAUCUGUAGGGCUCAAAGAAUUCUAGGUGGAGGAGCAAUAUGGAAGGGACCAAAGAGUCUGGUGGGGAUGCGGGGUUAGAGGGGGACAAAGUCAUCUGGCAGAAAUUGUUGAGUCUGGGAACGACCGAGUACAAAGGAGUUUAUAGCGGACAGAAUCUACAAUAGAAAAGGAUGUCUGGAUCGGUACAGGGGAGUCUAACGGUGGACGGGGGAGUCUGGAAAGGACAGGAGAGUCUAGUGGUGGACAGGGGAGUCUGGAGAGGACAGGAGAGUCUAGUGGUGGACAGGGGAGUCUGGAAAGAACAGAGGAGUCUGGAGUGGACAGGGGAGUCUAAUGGUGGACAGGGGAGUCUGGAGAGGACAGGAGAGUCUAGUGGUGGACAGGGGAGUCUGGAGAGAACAGAGGAGUCUGGAGUGGACAGGGGAGUCUAAUGGUGGACAGGGGAGUCUAGAGAGGACAGGGGAGUCUACUGGUGGACAUGGGAGUCUGGAAAGAACAGAGGAGUCCGGAGUGGACAGGGGAGUCUAAUGGUGGACAGGGGAGUCUGGAGUGGACAGGGGAGUCUGGCAGCAGUUUAUUCCCCUCAUCACAUUGAGUAUUUGGCUGACAGCUAUUUAAGGUGAAUGGACACCUUUGGUCAAUGUUGGCCAAGCAGAUUAGUCAGUAUUGUGCAGGAGAGAUGGUCAGUGUUUCAUAGACAAAUAAAAGAUAGACCUUCUGUGUUCUUAUUCAACUGCUCCUAAUAAUGGAGUUUGCAUCAAGUUAGGCCAGAAAAUUAUCCAGCAAAAACAGAAAAAUCUUAAAAACCCAAAUGUUCCAGAAAAGACUCCAGAGACCUACCGGCGAGAGAGUCAAUGAAGAGAGUACUUAUAAACUCUGACCCCCAGUACCUCGUUAUACACCAUCAUGUUACUUUUAUAACUAUAAAUAGUUGUCCCGAGGACCAUAAGCCCCAUAUAAGCACCGAUACCCAUCUCUUCCCCCCAAAGGAUAAGCUUUUCCACAGCAACACCCCAAAUCUGGUUAAACCUGCACGUUACAUUUCUUUUAGACUAUAGCUGGCUUCUGACUACAUGGACUCCAAAGCAUCGACCAAAUCCAUAGCUAUAAAAAAAUAAAUAAAAAAAAGUCAUAUAAAGAUAUAUAGCAAUUAUCUGGAACUGUAUUCAGUGUGAAUAUACGUAUAUUAUAUUAUAUAUAAGAACAUUUAUUUAUUCUAAAGCAUUUUUGAAGGACCUUACUAUGGUUUCAUUGUGGUAUUACAUCCAGUUAUUCGCAGUCACAGACGCUUUUAUAACCUUUUUAUCCUUUUCUAAUUAGAGAUAUUUUUGAGUAGACACAGAUUUUGUGCCUUCAGUACGGAAGAAACACGUCGCGGUGGCUGAAUCAGAUACACUAAGCUUGCACAUCCUUUUUUUUUAUUUCAUUUUUUUUUUAUCAGAUAUGUUUUGAAUAUUCCCAAGAAAUGCAAAAAAAAAUUAAAACAAUUAAAAGCAAAAAAAAAAUAAAAUAAAUAA
Hyla sarda is the source of this 4645-nucleotide messenger RNA. It is a transcript of the gene WNT9A, whose product is annotated as Wnt family member 9A. The record is from RefSeq and is a predicted model, not a curated record. The coding region runs from base 173 to 1375 and encodes 400 amino acids. Gene Ontology annotation, biological process: neuron differentiation; multicellular organism development; canonical Wnt signaling pathway. Lineage: Eukaryota; Metazoa; Chordata; Amphibia; Anura; Hylidae. The transcript has 5 exons. Gene Ontology annotation, molecular function: cytokine activity; frizzled binding. Gene Ontology annotation, cellular component: extracellular region.